CGAUUUCUACUUUAGAUCUUGGAAGCCCAGAAGACGUUACACUUGGUGCCCGGCUGCUUGUUGAACCUGUCAACACUAUACCCGACUUUAUAUCGCAUAAUUCCAUCGUAUUUUCCAUAGACGAGCAUCUAAGUCGUACAAUUAUCCGCCAUCAUGACUUCCGCGGCGGAGCAGGCCGUAGCCUUGAAAAAUGAAGGCAAUGAAGCCUUCAAGGCGCACAAUUGGCCCAAGGCUGCUGAGCUCUACACCAAAGCCAUUGAACUGAACGACAAAGAGGCAACCUUUUAUACAAACAGAGCACAAACGUAUAUCAAGCAGGAAGCAUUUGGCUACGCUAUCGCGGAUGCCACCAAAGCGAUCGAACUGAACCCUAAAUUUGUAAAGGCAUACUUUCGCCGCGCCGUUUGUUAUGCCGCCAUCGCCAAACCCAAAGACGCAGUUAAAGACUUUAAGAAGUGCGUUGAGCUCGAUCCAAAGAAUAAUGAUGCCAAAAUCAAGCUUGCAGAAUCUCAAAAGAUUGUGCGACAAAUGAAUUUUUAUGCCGCUAUUGACGUUGGAGAUGAACCAUCUGCCGCCGAAGGUCUCGAUCUCGAUUCGAUCGCUAUUGAACCCGAUUACGACGGAGUGCGACUUGGAGACGAAAUGACACAGGAAUUCAUUGACGACAUGAUUGAGCGCUUCAAAAAUGGCAAGAAAAUUCACAAGAAAUACGUCUACCAGAUUGUAAUUGCCACCAAGAGAAUUGUUUAUGAUGAGCCGACUAUGGUCGAGAUGAAAAUACCCGACGACGUCAAGCUAACAGUCUGUGGUGAUACACAUGGUCAAUAUUAUGAUCUGAUGGAGCUCUUCAGGCUGAACGGGCGGCCUUCUGAUAAGCACUACUACCUCUUUAACGGUGAUUUUGUAGAUCGAGGAUCAUGGUCCACAGAGAUCGCUCUUCUUCUAUAUGCUUACAAGUGGCUGCGUCCUCACGGCAUGUUCUUGAACCGAGGCAACCACGAGACGGACGACAUGAACAAGGUUUACGGUUUCGAAGGAGAGUGCAAGGCGAAAUACAACGACCGGGUGUUCAAAUUAUUCUCUGAGAGCUUCUCGGCAUUGCCGUUGGCUACGCUCAUUGGCUCCAAGUACCUAGUUUUACAUGGAGGCCUAUUUUCAGAUGAUAACGUAACUCUUGAUGACAUCCGCAAGCUAAACAGACACAGCCAGAGACAGCCGGGUCAGUCCGGGCUCAUGAUGGAGAUGCUAUGGACAGACCCACAAACUGCGCCUGGCAGAGGCCCCAGCAAGAGAGGUGUCGGCAUGCAGUUUGGUCCCGACGUGACCAAGAGAUUCUGCGACAAGAACGGUUUGGAUGCCAUCAUCCGAAGCCACGAAGUACGCAUGGAUGGUUAUGAGGAAGAACACGAUGGAAAGUGUAUCACAGUGUUCUCAGCACCCAAAUACUGCGACCAGACAGAAAAUAGAGGCGCUUAUAUCAAUAUUGGCCCCGAUUACAAGCUUAAUUUCCACCAAUUUGACGCCGUUGAACAUCCUCCAAUCCGCCCAAUGGCGUACGCCAAUAAUUCUUUCGGGAGUAUGAUGUAGAUGGCAUGGUAGACGUUUACUUAUCGGACAAUAAUCUGUACAGGUUUAUGGCAUGGGAAGGGAUCUUGCAUAUGUGACAGUUUGGUGGUUACAUAGCCUGGCGUUUUAGAGAAA
Molecule: messenger RNA, 1701 nt
Organism: Xylaria bambusicola
Lineage: Eukaryota; Fungi; Ascomycota; Sordariomycetes; Xylariales; Xylariaceae
Product: protein phosphatase 5
Exons: 7
Coding region: 154-1587 (477 amino acids)
Cellular component (GO): nucleus; cytosol
Molecular function (GO): protein serine/threonine phosphatase activity; protein binding
Source: RefSeq, a predicted model, not a curated record